Lecanosticta acicola is the source of this 523-nucleotide messenger RNA. The record is from the annotation of a GenBank genome assembly. NCBI's taxonomy places the organism in Eukaryota, Fungi, Ascomycota, Dothideomycetes, Mycosphaerellales, Mycosphaerellaceae.
AUGCGCACUCCAUCCCUGGCAAUCAUCGUUUCCCUCGCAUCCACCAUCCUCGCCGCUCCCGCAAGCUCCGGGACCGCAAACAUCCAGGUCUCCCUGGAUACUCGGCAAUCCGUCGUCAACGUCGAAGCAACCAUCGUCUCCCUCAUCAAUGAUUUCGUCCAAGGCCGUAGCGGGGCCCCCGAAUACGCCGCCGUCAAGAGCCAACUCACGGCCAUUGGGAAAGUCCUCGGAGUCACGUAAGUGAAACACACACCACGGCCCCUCUCUUCUUAAGACAAAAAUUGUACAUUUGAUUUGAUUGUAUGCUGAUGAUUGAUCUUCCAACAGCUGUGCACCGACCCAUACCGACGGAGCCAAGACUCCGCCCGAAGCGAUCGUGGCUCUGGGCACGACGCAGAAUUCCCUCAACCAGUUGAAUCUCGACAUCACCAUUGCCGGGGCGGAUCUAUCGGGGGAUUACUGUGCGGCGUGGAGUAGUUUCCGAUCGGUCGGUGAUCUGGCGAAUGGGAAGGGAAAUUCUUGA